Trifolium pratense (red clover) is the source of this 2433-nucleotide messenger RNA. RefSeq names its product SURP and G-patch domain-containing protein 1-like protein. Gene Ontology annotation, molecular function: RNA binding. Lineage: Eukaryota; Viridiplantae; Streptophyta; Magnoliopsida; Fabales; Fabaceae. Bases 842 to 2161 code for a protein of 439 amino acids. The transcript is spliced from 9 exons. Gene Ontology annotation, biological process: RNA processing. Gene Ontology annotation, cellular component: nucleoplasm. The record is from RefSeq and is a predicted model, not a curated record.
CAAUUUACAAUCGUAUUAUGGUUUUGUGGGCUUCAUCAUCCUUAUUCUCUUCGUUCCACGAAACGGCGAUACCGAUUCAACGAUUAUCCCUCUCAUUCAAUUCAUCACCGAUUGCAUCCAAUUCCGCGCACAAACAUCAUUAGGUAUGAAACUUCAAAUGUUGGGAGGGCAUUAGGAAGGGGAUGUUCUUAGACUAUACUUCUAGGACAUUAUUUUUUCAAAAUCUUUUUUUGUGUCUCAGCUCAUACUUUGCCUCCAUUUUGGAUGCUUCAUGCUCACAUAGUGACUGACAGAAACAUAGUAUGUCUGUCAUGGAAAUUGAGAUCAAUAAACAAAUAAAAAUCUGUUAUCUUUUGAACAAAGGGAAAUUUUUAAUUAUUGUUUCCUAUAUUUAUUUUUCUGUGAAGUCUUGCCUCUUGUCAAUAUGGUUUUUAAAUUGGAAGGUGGUUCCUUUUUUCUUUUUUAGCAUCUGUCAGUUUGAUGGAAAUCAUGAAUAAUUGGUAUGGUGAUUUCAUUGUUAUUGUUACGGAUUUCAUAAUUCAAAAUGGCCUUUAUCUCUUAGUCUAUGUUUCUUUAUUUAUGAAUGAUUCGUGGUGAGGUUUUUCUGUGUUGUUGAGGAUGUCUGGCCCAGUAUUCAUAUUUAUUGUUCAUGUGAACUAUUUUAUUCAUUAGUACAUAAACAUACCACACUAUUAUCUCUUUGAAGUUUUAAAUGACACCAUGUAUUUGAUAGAAAGAAACCAUGACUUAAAAUUUAACUGCAUAAUCUAAAAAGCUUUGCAGCUUGCUUGUCAAACAGUUAAUUGCUGAAAGCCACAUUAUUCCUUUUGGUCGUUAGCUUAUGGACAAGGGACCGCCUCCUACCCUCUUUGUUAAUGAUGGUUCAUUUAUGGAGAGGUUCAGGCAGCUCCAACAAGAGCAGGAGAGGGGGAAAAAUGCCAAACCAGAGGAUUCUAAACCAAUUAAAGUUAUUUCCGGACCUCUGACUCCUAAACCAUCCAAUAGUAAGGGUAAUGAUGCAAAGAAAUCUUCCCAGGGUGGUUCCAGUGGCAAACUGGCUUUCAGUUUGAAACAAAAGUCAAAGCUAGUGCCGCCCCCUGUUAAGUUGGCUGAUGACGAUGAAGAUGAAAUAGAUGCUGGGUAUGUUUCAAAUGAUGCCCCGUUAAAACGGCAAAAAUUGGGUCAGGAUGAUGGCAUUGAGCAAUCAUCAAGACAACUUGAUGUUGCACCUCCUCCCCCAAGUGAUCCUACAGUGAAGAAAGUUGCUGACAAACUCGCAAGUUUUGUGGCUAAAAAUGGAAGAACAUUUGAAGAUGUUACACGGCAAAAAAACCCCGGGGACACACCUUUCAAGUUUUUAUUUGAUGUUAAAUGUUCUGACUAUAAAUAUUAUGAACAUCGGCUUGCUCAAGAGGAGAAGGCCCUUUCACAGUACAAAGAACCACAAGCAAAUCAUAAUGUUGGGACAAGCAUUUCAUCUUCCAGACCAACAAAUGGUCCUCCGAGAUCAUCCCAGCAGCAUUCAACUUACCAAAUCCCCGCUUCUGCUUUAUAUGAUAGUGAAGUAUCAAGGGCUUCUGGAUCUUCAGUUCAAGCAUUUUCAGUUGGAAGCUCGGAUGAGCCCGGUGGAUCAUCAAAUGCUAGUUCUUUAGCACUAAUGGAGUUUUACAUGAAGAAAGCUGCACAGGAAGAAAAGUUUAAACAACCUAAGUAUUCAAAAGACGAGAUGCCCCCUCCUCCUUCUCUUCAACAAGGUUCAACAUUUGAUGCAUCAGCUUCAGCGAAAAAAGGCCAUCACAUGGGUGAUUAUAUUCCUCAGCAAGAACUUGAAAAGUUCUUGGCUAGCUGUAACGAUGCAGCAGCAAUGAAAGCUGCAAAGGAGGCUGCGGAGAAGGCCAAAAUUCAGGCUGAUAAUGUGGGCCACAGGCUUUUAUCAAAAAUGGGUUGGAAAGAAGGUGAGGGUCUAGGUGGCUCUAGGAAGGGUAUUUCAGAUCCCAUCAUGGCUGGCAAUGUUAAGAAAGAUAACUUGGGGGUAGGUGCUGUCCAACCUGGGGAGGUGACUCCUGAGGAUGACAUCUACGAGCAAUACAAAAAACGAAUGAUGCUUGGCUACCGUCACAGACCCAAUCCUCUGAACAAUCCUCGCAAGGCUUAUUACUGAACGAACAUCACAGGAAAUCUUAUGUCAAGUUUAUUGUGGGGAAAGUUAUCCCUUGUAGAUGUUAGAUGAACUUGUGCAGUGGUUGCUGGAUUUUGUGAACAUUUGUGCUUUAUUGCUUUUUUGGAACAUCAGAUUUUUCUUUUGCCAUGUGGUUAUUUAUUACUACCACCACCACAUGUCUAUCUCACAAAGAAUAAUAUUUGUACCGUUUGAUCUUUUGGAAUGUGUUAUGUUGUUACUGACAUUAUAUAUGGUUCAUGAAAGGUUUUUCA